Messenger RNA from Spodoptera littoralis (African cotton leafworm), 1736 nucleotides. NCBI's taxonomy places the organism in Eukaryota, Metazoa, Arthropoda, Insecta, Lepidoptera, Noctuidae. The record is from the annotation of a GenBank genome assembly.
AUGGCUCUAUCAUAUGUAUAUACUAAAAAACGAAGUGACUUCGGCCGUCAGCUGCAGUUCACCAUAGGGAAGACAGACAUGUGUGACAGUAUCGGCGUCAACAAAAUCGAGCACAAGCUGUACAUCCUGCGCAACCCCGUGCACGAGCUCACGCAGCACACGCCGCGCUUCUCGCAGUGCGAGAUCAACACCAUCCGCGCUGAGUACGCCACCAGUGGCGCCAACCAUGCCGAAGGCGGGUGGCCCAAAGAUGUUAACGUACACGAUCCUGAAGCCACGCAGAGGUACCGCCGUAAGAUUGAGAAGGACGAUAGUUAUAUUCACUGCAUCAUGGCACUUUCACCGGGAUUAGAGAAACUAGUUUUGCAGAACAAUGCAAUUGAAAUGUACCAAACUUAUUACGCAGAGCUAGCGAACAUGCCGGCAAUAGAGCAAAGCGGUUGCCGCACGGUGAACGUGUACCGCGACAGCGCAGGCGCCGCCAAGGUGGACGGUCGGGCUCUAAACCCUCUAGUCCUUGCCGGCCAAUCAGUUCUAUUUGCUGGCUGCCUGACGGCGGAUCGCGCUUCGCCGCUACGUACGUGGACGUCGACUUCAAUCGUCAAACACACGCUCCCCUUGAAGCAUACAUUUGGGACGUGGACAACCCAAACAGUCCAGAAACGACUAUAACUCCACCGUGUCCAAUGUUAGACUUGCAGUACAAUCCGAAGGAUUCGCACGUGCUAGCGGGUGGCCUGAUGAACGGCGGAGUGGCUGCGUGGGACUUGCGGGUCAAGGGAGACAAGCCAACAGCAGCGAGUCCGCCGCACGUGGCGCACCGCGACUUCGUCAGAAACGUCUUGUUCAUCAACUCUAAGAGUGGCUUAGAGUUCUUUUCAGGCGGGCCAGACGGUGCCGUCAAGUGGUGGGAUAUUCGCAAAAUUGAGGAACCUACCGAUGAAAUGAUCAUCGACUUGGUCAAAACUCAAAACGACGUUCAAACCAUGGCCAAUUCCAACGGCGUGAGUGCGCUCGAGUACGAAUCUACACUACCGACGCGCUUCAUGGUCGGCACCGAGAAUGGACUUGUCAUAAAUGGCAACCGCAAGGGAAAGUCUGCAAUGGACAAGUUGCCAGCAAAGUUUGAUGCGCACGUGGGGCCAGUGUGGCGGGUGGAGCGCAACCCUGGCUUCCUGAAGAACUUCCUGACAGUCGGCGACUGGACGGCGCGCGUGUGGAGUGAAGAGUGCCGCGAGUCCUCUGUGUUGUGGACGCCGCCUGCGCGCCACCGGAUCACUAACGGCACCUGGAGCCCCACGCGGGUGUCGCUGAUGCUGUUGACCCAGUACGACGGCAACCUUUCUAUCUGGGACUUGCUGCGGCGCCAGCAUGAGCCCGUGCUCACCAUGCAGGUGUGCGAGGAACCGCUGGUGACGGUGCGCUCACACGAUGCAGGUUCACUGCUCACAUGCGGCAGUCAGAAGGGGAACAUUUACUUGCUGGAACUGUCGCAGAACCUGGCCACGAGUGACAAGAACGAUAAGCUGCUGCUCACCGCGGUGUUGGAGCGGGAGAGCAAGCGCGAGCGCAUCCUGGAGGCGCGCCUGCGCGAGAUCCGGCUGAAGCAGCGGCAGGCGGAGGGCAGCCCGGUGCACUCCGUCAGCGACAUGGAAGCCACACUCGGCGACAGAGACCUGAACGAGGCGGCGCAGGAGUUUAUGCAGAUCACCCGCAAGGAGUUCGCUGCAUUGUAA